UUUUUUUUUUCUUGUCGAUUUAUUUGCAAAUAACCGGAAAAUCUUGUUCACUUUUUCCUGGGGUGGGCUUUUGUCAGACCACAAUUAUGAGACCGGAUUUCGACAGCUCUCGCGAUUCCCCAGGUGUAUUUUUUUUCCGAUUUCGAUUUCAGCAAAAUUUGACGAAGUUAUCGCCGAAAAACUGGAUUAGAUAGACCAUUUUGUUCACUUUUUCCCUCCGACAUUCAACCAUAGAGCUUCAAAAAGACCACGGCAAUCGAUUCCUCUCGAAAUUCCCCAGAUGGAAUUUUUUUCCGAUUUUCCGAAAAAAAUCUGCCUUGGAGACUUCAAAGCGGGCGAAAAAGUACGGACUACCGGCCGUACCUCAGGCCUGAUCGGCCAGGCGAAAGGCGGACAGCAGCUGCUCAUGGAGAUGGGCUUGUGGGACGUUCCUGGCCAGGCUCCCAUUCGGGUUCUCGAGUGCAAAGCGUGCAAAGAGGAAAGGAAGGCAAUAAAGGCAGCAAUAACCGCGUUCAACCGCGGCGGAGAGGCACGGCAGCAGGCGUUGGAUGAUGCUGCGCGCGAAGACCAGGACGGUGGAGGAGACGGUGCCUCGCCAGAGGAGGGGACAGAAGGCGGGGCGGCUGGCAACCGUGUCGGCAUGAGGCGUCGCUGCUGCAUUAGGAAAGUUUUUGCAGAGCUCAAGGCGUUCAAGAUGGAGCUCAACAAGAUCGAAAAGAUGUUCAAGAAAGCGGGGCACAUCUGCAUAUUCUUGGCGAAGUAUCACCCAGAGCUCAACGCCAUCGAGCGGUACUGGGGAUACGUCAAGCACCUCCUUCGCCUCUCCUGCGAGUACUCUCUCCCGCAUAUGCUUGAGAUUCUGCCAGGCGCCUUGAGUGGCGUCCCGCUGGGGUUUGUUCGCGGGUGGAGCAGGGUGACGUGGCUGUAUCUCGAGGCCUACGACGAGGGAUUGGUGGACUACCUCGAGGUCCGCGACCUCAAGAAGUGGUUGAGCCACCGUUCCCCCACGGAGAGGGGUGACUCCGUGGUUCUGGCGAGGGCAGGGGCAGGGAAGACGGAGGAGGAGAAGAAGAAAGCAGAGGAGAAGGCGCUAGCAGCCGCGCAGGAGCUGCGUACUGAGUCGAUUAAGAGGGCGAAAAAGAAUUUCAAAUCGUUCAAGCAGAAAAGGGCGCUGCUCUCGCUGUGCGAAAAGCGCGAGCUGCGCCCGCGGUCGCGGUCGCCUUUAACUUUGAAGGAAGCGUUUAGGUUGUUGGUGAGAUUCCUAGGAAAAUAA
Ectocarpus sp. CCAP 1310/34 is the source of this 1273-nucleotide messenger RNA. NCBI's taxonomy places the organism in Eukaryota, Phaeophyceae, Ectocarpales, Ectocarpaceae. The record is from the annotation of a GenBank genome assembly.